UAAGACUUUGCCUUUUACUUCAAUUGCGUAGAGAUGGAAAACAAAUCUCGAGCAGUUUUUGUUGUGGUUCUACUUGCAGCCUUAUGUAUGACUGAUUUCGUAAAACCAAGUUUGGCCGAGGUGCAACAACCGCAACAAAUUUCGGGUUUUCCUAUUGAUCUGUCGAAAUGUUGGUCGACUCUCUUCAACAUUCCAGGUUGUUUGCUGCAAAUCUCGACGUCGAUUUUCUCAGGGCAGUUUGGGAGUAUCGGCAUCCCGUGUUGCAAAGAGUUUUUGGCAGUGAGUGAGAGCUGUUUGCCCCAAAUGUUCCCUGUAACGCCCUUCAUUGGUCCUCUUCUCAAAGACGGUUGCUCUCGGACUCUCAAUCCUCCAACAAAAGAGUAGAGUAGCUAUUGUAUUACCAUGCAUAAGUUUUAUCCUCAGAACAAAGUUCAUUUGUUCUAAAAUGUUGCCAUGCCUA
Molecule: messenger RNA, 460 nt
Organism: Tarenaya hassleriana
Lineage: Eukaryota; Viridiplantae; Streptophyta; Magnoliopsida; Brassicales; Cleomaceae
Exons: 1
Coding region: 34-384 (116 amino acids)
Biological process (GO): double fertilization forming a zygote and endosperm; regulation of double fertilization forming a zygote and endosperm; regulation of protein localization to cell surface
Cellular component (GO): extracellular region; vesicle
Source: RefSeq, a predicted model, not a curated record